Entrophospora candida is the source of this 188-nucleotide messenger RNA. The record is from the annotation of a GenBank genome assembly. NCBI's taxonomy places the organism in Eukaryota, Fungi, Glomeromycota, Glomeromycetes, Entrophosporales, Entrophosporaceae.
AUGAACAACAACACCGAUACUAACAACAUUGAUACUAACAACACUGACAAUAGCGAAAGUGCUAAAAGAGUGAAAAAUGAAAAACAGCAACAAGCCACCAAAACAAUUAAACUUCAAGCACUCUUGCCUCGUCGGCGUCAUCAUCAUCCAUUAGAACCUAAAAUUGAAAAUGAAUUGGAUUUUCCAAU